UUCCGGUAGCGGCUAACUACCGGAAGUGCAGUCUGCAUUUAGAGAUUCCUCAUUGUUUACUAUGAAAUAAUAUCUAUAUGACCUCUUCGUGUGUCAUUAUAACCUAACGUUGAGAUCGUUGUAUUGAUCUUUUAGACCAAAUUUCUAAAGAAUGCAUCGUAGAGGCGUUGGGGCUGGCGCUAUAGCCAAAAAGAAGCUAGCAGAGGCCAAAUACAAAGAAAGGGGAACUGUACUUGCAGAGGACCAGAUAGUUCAGAUGUCGAAGCAGUUGGAAACGUUCAAAUCCAACCUGGAGGAGUUUGCCAGCAAGCACAAACAAGAGAUCCGCAAGAACCCCCAGUUCAGAGUCCAGUUUCAGGAGAUGUGUGCUACCAUCGGCGUUGACCCACUUGCUUCUGGUAAAGGCUUUUGGUCUGAGAUGCUUGGUGUUGGUGAUUUCUACUACGAACUGGGCGUACAAAUCAUUGAAGUCUGCCUUGCCCUGAAACACAGAAAUGGAGGUCUUAUUACUCUGGAUGAGCUCCACCAGAGAGUGCUGAAGGGUCGUGGUAAAUAUGCGCAGGAUGUGAGCCAAGAUGACUUGGUCCGGGCCAUUAAGAAACUGAAAGUGAUGGGAAGUGGCUUUGGGAUGAUCCCGGUUGGCGGUUCUUACCUGGUCCAGUCGGUUCCUGCAGAACUAAACAUGGAUCACACUGUAGUUUUACAGUUAGCUGAGAAAAAGGGAUACGUCACAGUGAGUGAGAUCAGAGGCAGCUUAAAAUGGGAGAGGGAACGAGCAUGUCACGUGCUGGAUCAUCUGCUAAAAGAAGGUUUGGCUUGGCUGGACUCUCAAGCAGGCGCAGAGGCUCAGUACUGGCUGCCGGCGCUCUUCGCUGAGUUGACCUCACGUGAUGUCACGCCAGAGGAAGCCAAUCAGAUGACGCCUUAGGAGGAUCGUUUUAUUGGUUCACAGGCUGGAGGUGAUGGACUGGGUGUAAUCCCACAAGGAUCCGUACAAGAGGGGGCUCUUUUUUUUAUUUUUUUUAUUUCCCUCCGUCACAGGCACCUCUUGCGUUGCCAAAGUAUUUGCGCACCGUGAAAAUUUUUAGAUUUGUCAGAUUACAGCCACAAACAGUUCGGUUCAAUUCAGUUUAUUGUAUUGAAUCCUUCCUUUUCAUCAGCUCUGACCAGUUCUCCUUUCCCAGCUGAAGAAAACUAUCCCCCUGGUAUGUUGCUGCCACCACCAUGCUUCACCAUGGUAGAGGGUGUGUUCAAGGAGAGGAGGAAACUGGAAACGUUACAGGGGUGUGAAAAUAUUUCAAACACUCUGUUACUUCUGUGUAAUCUCUGGUGGAGUCUUGCUUUUUUGGUGAUUGGAGAAUUUCUUAAUGGUAUACACAU
Messenger RNA from Cyprinodon variegatus (sheepshead minnow), 1380 nucleotides. RefSeq names its product SNF8, ESCRT-II complex subunit (gene snf8). The coding region runs from base 152 to 928 and encodes 258 amino acids. The transcript has 8 exons. Gene Ontology annotation, cellular component: ESCRT II complex. NCBI's taxonomy places the organism in Eukaryota, Metazoa, Chordata, Actinopteri, Cyprinodontiformes, Cyprinodontidae. Gene Ontology annotation, biological process: protein transport to vacuole involved in ubiquitin-dependent protein catabolic process via the multivesicular body sorting pathway. The record is from RefSeq and is a predicted model, not a curated record.